AUGGAUGAAGAAAAGCCCGACCGUGCGGCCAUUGAGCGAGCCCAGCAAGUCCUAUACGACGAGGGAAGCAAACUUCGAGAGAAGGUGUUUGGCCACCAAUAUAUUUCGAAGUCCAAAUCCCUUCCUGAAUUUCUACAGCCAGUGCAAACAAUGGCAAUUACCGCAGGGUGGUCCUUAGUCUGGUCAAGACCGGGCCUAGAACUCAAGACUAGGUCGCUACUCUGCCUAGCGAUGUUAGCAAUGCUUGGACGCGACAAUGAGCUCGCGGCUCACGUUCGAGGCGCCAUAUCCAACGGCUGCACGGAAAAGGAAAUCCAGGAAGUUUUCCUUCAGGUCGGAGUAUAUGGUGGAGUUCCGAACGCAGUGAACGCUACCCGGAUCGCAUCGGAAGUAUUGCAGGAUAAUAAUAAAAAUAUUCCCAAUGAUAGAACAUCGUUAUAG
Talaromyces proteolyticus is the source of this 441-nucleotide messenger RNA. RefSeq names its product 4-carboxymuconolactone decarboxylase. The coding region runs from base 1 to 441 and encodes 146 amino acids. The record is from RefSeq and is a predicted model, not a curated record. The transcript has 2 exons. Gene Ontology annotation, molecular function: peroxiredoxin activity. NCBI's taxonomy places the organism in Eukaryota, Fungi, Ascomycota, Eurotiomycetes, Eurotiales, Trichocomaceae.